AAUUGAUUUGUAAUUCAGAAAUUAUAGUUUGCAGAGAAUUUGCGGUAAUUAAGGUGGUUGCAUAAUUUAGGGUGUGGGAUGUAUCAUCGAUUUUGAGUAAACUAUUACGUCCGCCUGGUUUCUGUUUGUACCUUGUGGAUAAAAUCUAAUCUAAUCUGCUUGUCUUAAAAUUUUCCAGACAUGUGUUUGUUUUUCAGUGAACAAAAAGUAAGUAUAUUGAGAGAGAAGUAUUUGGUGCGCAAUAAUCAUCUCAUUAGAUAUGAUAAUGUCAGUUCACAGCUCUAUCCAUAUUGCAAGAUGUCCUCUUCCCUCCCUUGAAACCAAAAUCAGCAGCAUAUCAGCGGCUCACCGCCCACGUCGUAGAGAGAGAAGACCUCCUGAUGACCUUAAGCAAAGCGCUACUGGGUUCGGGGCCAAGAGACCCGAGCAGCUAUGGCGUUGCGUGGAGGGCUGCGGUGCUUGCUGCAAGUUGGACAAGGGUCCUUCCUUCGCCACUCCUGAAGAAAUUUUUACCGACCCUUGUGACAUUGAGCUUUAUAGAAGCUUAGUAGGCCCAGAUGGAUGGUGCGUACACUACGAUAAAAGCACUCGCAAGUGUUCAAUUUACUCUGAGCGGCCCUAUUUCUGUCGAGUGGAGGCACCUGUAUUUCUUAAACUUUAUGGCAUUCCCCAGAAGAAAUUUAACAAGGAGGCUUGCAGUUCUUGUAGGGACACUAUUAAGGCAAUCUACGGCCCUAACUCCAUGGAGUUGGACAAUUUCAAUCGUUCCGUCACUGACUCCACUUAAAAAGUGUUCUAAGGUAAUUCACCAAAUUCUUUUACUUGUGCUCUAGUUGAUCCCAAAGAUAAGGAAAUACUAUAACCAGAUUGCAUGGGUGGUUAUCUACGUACCAUUGAUGUAAUUGCUCCGGCCAUUUCAUGUUUGCUUGAGAGUCCUUCCCGGAGCUAACUUUUCAGCCACAUUUGCAAUGGUGUCUAUUCCUGUAAGCUCUCACAAGGACAAGAUUACUAACUUUGCUCUUUUGAAGACGAAGACCUUCCCUACUAUUUCUUUGAAGUUCUCCUCUCCUUUCAUCUAUGUAAGGUUGAUACUUUCUAUUUGUAUACAGACACUGAAAUUUGGCUUUAUAAUUUCUAGAAUGCAGGUUUCUUGUAAAUUAGUUACCUUCUCCUUUUCCUUUUUUCAUAGUGACUGAUGAUUAGCAUUAACAGAGAAAUAAAUUAUUUUGAUGGAUUUAGACGUGAUGACAAA
Ricinus communis (castor bean) is the source of this 1252-nucleotide messenger RNA. RefSeq lists its product as uncharacterized. The record is from RefSeq and is a predicted model, not a curated record. Bases 260 to 787 code for a protein of 175 amino acids. Lineage: Eukaryota; Viridiplantae; Streptophyta; Magnoliopsida; Malpighiales; Euphorbiaceae. The transcript is spliced from 5 exons.